Messenger RNA from Linum trigynum, 4790 nucleotides. Lineage: Eukaryota; Viridiplantae; Streptophyta; Magnoliopsida; Malpighiales; Linaceae. The record is from the annotation of a GenBank genome assembly.
CGCUCGAUUAUCCGUGCGGCUUUCCACUUCUGGUGUCGUGCUUUUCGUUCAUUCCCUUUCCCCGGUCACUCUCUCUCCCUCCCUCCCUUAUCCCUCCGUCGCACCCCUCCAAAUUCUUAUCUACCGCCACAAAAAACCCCCAUCCAAAAUGCAACCAUAAACCCUAAUAACCAAGAGAUAAACCUAUCCGAAACCCCUCAUCGACUAUCCUCCCCCUUCUCUCCCAAAUUCAGCAACAACAAUGGCAUCCAACGCCGCCGCAUCUGCUCCGGAAUCGCCGCCGCCGUCGCUCGGCAACUCCUCAGUUGGUGAUGAUGUCCGUAACCUCGUCGGCACCGAUGACGGUGGCUUCGUGAGCGGGGAGGAAGAGUUCGAGGCCGCCUCGGAGCAGACGCUGGCCGAUGAUAUUGACGACAAUACUCUAGGUUUGGACAAGGCCGGCAGUCUGGAGGUGGUCUCUCCUUCGGUUGUUGAGGGCGCUAAGGUAAUUGGAGGUGAGGCUCCGGUGGCUGCGGCCAUUCCGGUUCCUCCGUUGGAUGCGGUGGAGGUGGGCGGUGAAGCUGCUGUUGCAUUGGGGGCUGAGGAGAGUGGGAAGAUCGAAUCGGCUGGUGUGAAUUUAACUAGUGAAGGGGACUCGGUUAUCGAGACUGUUCGUGUUGAUUUGCCGGCACCAGGCGUCGCCGUGGUUGGGGAUGUGGAGGGGAGUAGCUACUCUGAAACUGAAGUGAAGGAGGAGGUGGUUGCUGUCAGUGAGAGUGUGCCUCUAGAUAACGAGUUUGAUAAGAUUGCUGGUGAUGGGGAAGAACCGGCCCAAUUUGUUGAUGCGAUGGAACCUGGAACGGGAAAGGCUGCCAGUAGCGUUGGUGAUGAAAAACUAGAUGCUGUUACGGUUACUUCAGAGCCUGCAACCAAGGAACGUGCUGAGACGGCUGGUGUGAAAUUUACAAGUGAAGGGGACUCGGUUGUUGAGGCUGUUCGUGUUGAUAUCGAUUUGCCCUUGUCUGGAGUAGCUGUGGUGGGAGAUGUGGAUGGAAAUGCGGGCUCUGGAACUAAAGCAGCACCGGAGGAGGUGGCUGUGGUCAAUGAGAGAGUGCCUCUGGAUAACAUUUUUGAGAAGAUUGCAGGUGACAAGGAAGGCUUGAUUCAGUUGGAUAAUCGCGAGGAACCUGGGUCUGGUUUUGAGGCUGAUGCUGUUGAAAUGAAGCAAAUUGGAGGAGAGGUGGAUGUUUCUGGUUUAGACAAGGAUGGAAGUCUAGACAAGGGUGGUGUAGCCGAGGCUGUGGUGUUAAACGGUAACCAAGAGAUCAGUGCAAGAGAAGCUAGUUUUGAAGGGGUGGUGAUGGAAGAUGGGGUUAAUGGAAGAACCGAUCAGACUGAUGGAGACACCAUAGGUCAAACUCUUGAUUUGGAUGAGGAUCAAACCCUUGGCAGUGCAGUUCGUGAAAUUCUUGCUUCUGAAACUACUGUAGAUCAUACUUCUCAAGCCGAUGAACAUUUGGAGCAUGGUCGAGCCUCUGACCAAAGGGACAGUGAUGAACCAAAUGUGACCUCUGACAAAUCUGGUUUUUCUCAAUCCUUUGAGUUGGAUAAUAUUACUAGUGCAGAACUUAAAUUAGAAGAUGAUGAUGAAGUUGAAGAUGAAGGGAAUGAUCAACCUUAUGAGGAUGGGGAUGAUGAAGGGUCUGACGGCGAAACUGAAGGUGUUAUAUUUGGAAGCUCUGAAGCUGCCAAACAAUUCCUGGAGGACUUGAAGCAAGGCACUGGUGCCGGUUCUGGUGCCAAUCAAAGCAAAAUGCGUGAUGGUGCAAUUGUCACGGAUUCUGAUGAAGAAGUGGAAACUGACGAGGAUGAAGGGGACGGGAAGGAGAUGUAUGAUUCAGCUGCGUUGGCAGCUCUUCUGAAAGCAGUCAGUGGAGCAGGUUCAGAAGGUGAUUCUGUUACAGUGACCUCUCAAGACGGGUCACGACUUUUUUCUGUUGAGCGACCUGCUGGUUUGGGGUCAUCAUUGAGAUCUGUAAAACCUUCUGCUCAACGACCUCUGAACCGUCCAAAUCUUUUUGCUCCUUCAACUCUUGCUAGUAGGGCUGAAUCGGAUGACAGACUGAGUGAAGAUGAGAAGAAGAAACUGGAGAAGUUGCAACAGAUAAUGGUCAAGUAUUUGAGGCUUGUCUUCAGGCUGGGUUAUUCACCAGAUGAAUCCAUAGUGGGACAGGUUCUUUACCGUCUGGCCAUUGUGGCCGGGAAGCCCAAUAGUCAACUUUUCAAUGUGGAUGCAGCCAAGAGGACUGCUCUUCAGCUUGAAGCAGAUGGGAAAGAGGAGGAAAGCUUUUCCCUGAACAUACUGGCUCUUGGUAAGUCAGGUGUGGGCAAAAGUGCUACGGUAAAUGCUAUUUUGGGUGAAGAGAAGUCUGUCAUCCACGCAUUUGAACCAGCCACCAGAGCGGUUAAGGUAAUAAAUGGCGUCGUAAAUGGAGUUAAGAUCAGCGUUAUUGAUAGCCCAGGUCUCAAGUCUUCUGGCUCUGAACAAGGCACCAAUCGUAGGACACUGUCUGCCAUAAAAAGUUGCAUGAGGAAAUGCCCUCCAGAUAUUGUCUUGUAUGUUGAUCGGCUUGAUACUCAGAUUAGGGAUCUAAAUGACCUGCCACUAUUAAGGUCAAUAACAAAUCAUCUUGGUUCCUCAAUCUGGCGCAAUGCUAUAGUCACUCUGACGCAUGCAGCUUCGGCUCCCCCGGAUGGACCAUCUGGUGCCCCUCUGAGUUAUGACGUGUUUGUAGCUCAACGAUCUCACGUUGUGCAGCAGUCCAUUGGUCAAGCUGUUGGUGAUCUUCGUUUGAUGAAUCCCAGUCUAAUGAAUCCGGUGUCUCUUGUAGAGAAUCACCCGUCUUGUCGUAAGAACAGAGAUGGUGAGAAGGUGCUUCCAAAUGGUCAAAGCUGGAGACCUCAAUUAUUGUUGUUAUGUUUCUCUAUGAAGAUCUUGUCUGAAGCAACUUCCAUGUCAAAGCCUCAGGAGCAGCCAUUAGAUCCCAGGAAGCUUCUUGGACUUCGAGUUCGUUCCCCACCCCUUCCGUACCUGCUUUCCUGGCUGUUGCAGUCUCGCCCACAUCCGAAGCUCUCCACUGACCAAGGAGUUGGGGAAAGCAUUGAUUCUGAUGUUGACCUGGCUGAAUUUUCCGACUCUGAUCAAGAAGAUGAUGAUGAGUAUGAACAGCUUCCACCAUUCAAGCCCUUGAGGAAAUCUCAGCUCUCCAAGCUGAGCAAAGAGCAAAAGAGAGCAUAUCUUGAAGAAUAUGAUUACCGAGUGAAGCUACUGCAGAAGAAACAGUGGAAGGAGGAGCUGCGAAGACUUAAAGAGAUGAAGAAGAGAGGGAAAAGAAGUGCUGGAGAUGAUUAUGCCUACGAUAUGGGAGAAGAUGGUGCUGAUGCUGAUGACGAAAAUGGAGGUUCUGCUGCUGUGCAAGUGCCGUUGCCUGAUAUGGUUCUGCCACCUUCAUUUGAUGGUGACAGUCCAGCUUACAGGUAUCGGUUUUUGGAGCCAACUAAUCAGUUACUCGCGAGACCGGUGCUGGACACUCAUGGUUGGGAUCACGACUGUGGGUACGAUGGUGUGAAUGUUGAGCACAGUUUAGCUGUUCAAAACCGGUUCCCAGCAGCUGUUACUGUCCAAGUGACAAAGGACAAGAAGGAGUUCAACCUUCACUUGGAUUCUUCAGUCGCAGUGAAGCAUGGGGAGAAUGGUUCGAGCAUGGCAGGUUUCGAUAUCCAGAAUGUUGGCAAACAACUUGCAUAUAUUGUGAGAGGUGAGACCAAGUUCAAGAACUACAAGAAGAACAAAACGGUUGCAGGUGCAUCUAUGACCUUUCUGGGGCCAAAUGUGGCUACUGGUAUCAAGCUUGAGGAUCAGAUUGUGCUUGGUAAGCGGCUGAUGCUGGUGGGUAGCACAGGAACAGUCCGAUCUCAAGGCGACUCAGCAUAUGGAGCGAAUAUGGAAGUGCGGCUUAGGGAAGCGGAUUUCCCAAUUGGACAGGAUCAGUCUUCCUUGGGGCUGUCUUUGGUUAAAUGGCGAGGAGACUUGGCAGUGGCGGCCAAUCUCCAGUCGCAGUUCUCCGUCGGAAGGAGUUCCAAGAUAGCGGUUCGUGCUGGAUUGAACAACAAGCUGAGUGGACAGAUCAGCGUGAGGACAAGCAGCUCGGAUCAGCUCCAGAUCGCCAUGGUUGGCCUUCUUCCCAUCGCAUUGGCAAUAUACAAGAGCAUUCGUCCUGGGGUUGCAGAAAGCUAUUCCAUGUAUUAGAAAUUUGGGGUUUUUGUUUGAUGAAUUUUCCUGCUGCAGUUGAGGUUUUGAUGAGAGCAUCUCAGGUUUAGAACUAUUUUGAUUUUCAAUAAAUUGCUGUCCUGUCAUUUCGUGUAGCAACUUUUAUCGGAACUGAGAGAAUUCCUCUGGGAAAUCAGUCCUGUUUCAAUUCAACUUAGAAUUUAUGGCCGUUGUGUGGAUGGUGAUUUUGAUUUUGUGGCUGCAGGCUAUGAAAAUUGGAGGUAGUAUUGUUUCGUUGUUAUUGGCUCUCUCUUGGUGUUAGGUUUUGUGGAUUCAGUUAUGUAGCGCCAUCACCCCAGCUUCAGUUUUCCUUCUGCCGUAGCAGAGCAUCUCAGUUUGACGAAUUGCAGGUGGCAAUUCUGGUUCUCCUCUCACCAGUGAAUGUUUCAAGCGUGGUGCAGACACGUUGGCCCCUUUGCUUUGGCUGGUCACUCCUUGCUUUAACUUAAUUAAUAUGUUACAAUGAAGUGCAUAACAGCUA